AUGGGUUUCGGGCCGUUCCGUUGGGUGUGCACCUCUCAAGAACCUGACGAUCUUGCGCAAACAGAUCGGAUAUCGUGUGAGGUGAUCGAAGAACUCCUGAAAACUAAAGUGCCGGACCAUGUGCUCCAGCAGUACAUGGACAACAAGAAGUGGAUCGAAGGUGCUGCGGAAAAUCGUCUUGUGGUUGGAAGCCAAGCCCGAAUUCUCUACUCUGAUCAAGAGGGGCGAAUCGCACUCGCUUUGGCAUUCAAUGACGCUGUCAAGAAUGGAACAGUUUCUGUGAGUUAA
This is a messenger RNA of Cooperia oncophora, 288 nucleotides long. NCBI's taxonomy places the organism in Eukaryota, Metazoa, Nematoda, Chromadorea, Rhabditida, Trichostrongylidae. The record is from the annotation of a GenBank genome assembly.